Molecule: messenger RNA, 1493 nt
Organism: Pogonomyrmex barbatus (red harvester ant)
Lineage: Eukaryota; Metazoa; Arthropoda; Insecta; Hymenoptera; Formicidae
Source: RefSeq, a predicted model, not a curated record
UGAAAAAACUCCAAAUAACGUAAGUAUUGAGAAGUGAGAAGCAGUCUUGCGCGCCGUUUCAAGUUGUUUCAAGUUUUCGAAACGAAACGAUGGAGAUUGGUUAGAUACGGGGGAGUGAUUGGAAAAUGAUGAACAGAUUAUCAUUAUGAUGAAUAAUUUUGAGGACUCUGUUAUGGAAAGAGAAUUAUCUGACAAAACAAAAAUAGGCAAGUUAAAGAGACGUUCGGUUUCCUCUUCCAAUAAUGAUUCUGAGAAGAACCAAAAGAGACGAAAUAUAUGCAGUAAGGACAAAAGGAAGAGGUCAAAGCAUAGAAGUAGUUCCAAUAGUUCUGGUUCUUCUAAUAUAUCAGAUACAGAGAGGGAUAAAAUAAAGAAGAGCAAAGAUGAGGAUAUAAAAUAUAAAGCUAAAAAAUAUGAAAAUAAUAUAGAGUUUCAAAGAAGAAGUGGAAAAUAUAGUAACGAUCAUAGAUUUUAUCGGAGGCAGAGUAACUAUCUGAAUAAUCAAAGAGAUUAUGGUUAUUCACGACCUUACAGGCAUCACAAUUUCUAUAAUAGAAAUAGAAGAGAUGCGGGUAACAAUUAUUAUGGUAGAUAUAAUAGUGGUAGAUAUGAAAGAACAUUUAAUCACGGCAGAAGGAUGCAUGAUUAUUAUAGAAAUACUGGUAGAAAUACGACUAGUCAAUUCUCAAGAGAGAGUAGUUCAAAAGAGCAUACAAAACAAGAAAGAUCUAUCUCAAAGGUCUAUCAGUUAGAAAAACCUGAUUCAAUACAAGAUGAUAUGGAAAUGCUUGAGCAAGUAAAACAGAAAGAGAAAAAAAAUGAAGAGAUACAAAAUAAGAAUCAGCCAAGUCGCAAAAAAUUAAAAAGGAAGAUUUCAUCCACUUCUAGUUCUUCUAGCGUCAGUAGCAGCAGUAGCGACAGUAGCAGCAGUAGUUAUAGUAAUAGCAGCAGCAAUAGCAGUAGUAGUGAUACCGACAGUAGUAGCAGUAACAGUAGUAUUGAUAGCUCAGAGGAUGAGAAGAAGCAAAAAACCUAAAAGAAGGCCAAGAAAUUGAAGAGCUAUAAAAAACGGAAGAAGAAGAAACGGAUGAAAAAGAAAUUGAAGAAGAAGUUAAAAAAGUCUGCAUCCAAAAGAAAGGGACGCAGCAAGAAGAAGAAAUCUAAAGAACAUAAGGAAGUUCAAGACGAUAAGGAGAAAACGAAAGAAAUUGUAUUUGGUAUGACGGAAAGAGCGAAGGCCAUGGCACCUAUGACAAAAGAGGAAUGGGAAAAAAGACAGAAUAUCGUGCGCAGAGUUUAUGAUCAAGAGUCUGGGAGACAUAGAUUAAUCAAAGGUGACGGGGAAAUUUUGGAAGAGAUAGUGAGCCGAGAGCGUCAUAAGGAAAUUAACAGACAAGCGACCAAAGGAGAUGGUGAAUACUUCCAAAACACACUUGAAGAUGAACACUUUAUGAGAUAUAUUUUUGUGUAAUAAACGCAUAAUUAGCUUCUCU